This is a messenger RNA of Cyprinus carpio (common carp), 1928 nucleotides long. RefSeq names its product DNA polymerase lambda-like. The coding region runs from base 142 to 1197 and encodes 351 amino acids. Gene Ontology annotation, molecular function: DNA-directed DNA polymerase activity; DNA binding. The transcript has 7 exons. Gene Ontology annotation, cellular component: nucleus. The record is from RefSeq and is a predicted model, not a curated record. Gene Ontology annotation, biological process: double-strand break repair via nonhomologous end joining. NCBI's taxonomy places the organism in Eukaryota, Metazoa, Chordata, Actinopteri, Cypriniformes, Cyprinidae.
AUGUAUAAUUUUAAAAGUUUCAUUUUUUUAAAAACGUCAGCGCCCUUCUGACUAUGACCCGGAAGGUGAUCCGUUUAAAACACUCGUGAGUUGUUCUUAGAAAAAGGUGCUGGAAGAGCUCCUCUCCUUUCCCUGACCGAAAUGGAGGUUCAUGGCAUCCUGAAAGCCUUCCCUAAAGUAAAGAGACCCAGGUCUAAUGAGCAGAAGGACGCGCCUCCCCUCAAGAAGACGCCUUCUGAACCAAUAACAGGUACAGUUUUCCAAGGAACCAAAAUAUACAUUGUUCCAGCUGGUAUAGGGAAGUCCAGGUGUGAUAUAUUCCAUCGGCAGGUCAUCCAGAAUGGAGGAGAGGUAGUUUCCACAUUCUCUCCCAGCUGCACACACGUCAUUGUUGAUGAUUCAGUGGAUUGUAAGAGAGCUUUGAGACUUCUGAAAGUGGAAAGACUGCCCUCUGCUGUUCAUCUGGUCAAAUGCACUUGGUUGAGUGCCUGCAUCAGUGAGAAAAGUUUACUAGCCCCUUUAGACUACAGCCUUCUUCCUCCUGAGAGUCCCACAGCUGGUCUGGCCGAGGAGUCAAAUGAGACGGCGGUCAGCCCAGUUCCAGAUGUAGCAGCAGCACAGGAACCUUUGAAAAUCCUUGAAAAUCUCACCGAGACGGUGCCAGAGGUUCAGGAGGAGCACCAUGAUUGUAUCUCAGAACGAUCCCUAGACCAUCAUCAUUCACCCAUCACCCAUAAAAAAGAAACAACACAGAGUCAGGCAGAGAAUCCCGUUUUGUCUGGGAAGUGGGUCUGUUCCCAACCAUCCACAACUAAAGGGGAAAACCAUAACAAGCACGCCCAUUCACAAAACUGGGAGCCGCUGGCCAAAGCCUAUACACACACGGGUGAUAAAUGGAGAGCUCUGGGCUGUAUCAACGCCCUCAAGAGCUACCAUAAGCCCAUCACUUCAUAUGAGGUCAGUUCAGAUACAGAUAUGAGAAACGAAAUGUUCACUAACAUCUGGGGCGCUGGGGCCAAGACUGCUCAGAUGUGGUAUCAACAAGGAUUUCGCACAUUGGAGGAUAUUCGCACUAAGGCGGUCUUGAAUCCCACUCUAAGGAUUGGACUAAAACACUACGAUGACCUCCUUGAGCGGAUGUCGAGAAGUGAAGCAAGUGCCAUCGAGAAAACGGUUUGUACAGACCUUUUUUUUUAAAUGGCCUGCAGUAAAGAAAAUAGCCAUAACCAAGCAAUUAAACUGAGGGCCUUUCUUUGUUCUUACCAUCCAUAACAACAUCGUCUGGUUGUGAAGAACAAGAAUGUAUCUACUUGAUUUUCACAGCAGUAAAUAAUAAAACUGAAUUUCAAAAAGACAAGCAAUCAAAAAAAAUGAAACCAAUUUUGUGUUGGCGGCAGCAAAACUGUCAAUCUUUUUGGUCAGCUGAUGGACAUAACAGAGAUUGUUAGUGAGUCUGUCGUCCCAUAGGAAGAGUGGGAGCUCUUGAAAGCUGGCGCUUCAUAAGUCAGAAGCUACUGAGCUCCCUUACAGAGUCUUGGGCCCAAGCCAGUUGUUUUCUUGCUAUUACUUGGAACGUCCCACUGUUUUCCUCUUAACAGACCUGAUAGAUAAAAAGGGCAGAUGAAGAAGAUGAGUACAACAUGUGCUUUCCUAGCUUGACAGGAAUGAUAUGUAGAGCAUGUAAACUUAUUACCUUCAACAUUUCGGCUCUAAAUUAAUGAAAUGCUAGGUAUAAAUUAGUGUUUAAAAAAUUAAUUAAAAAUGUUGCUUCAGAACUUCAUCUAUUUUAUUCUGCGAUAGUCAUAAAUGCAGAGUUUUUCCAAAUAAAGAAGAUGCCAGAGAGGGAGAAAUAAAAUCAUUGAAAUAUACAAAAAGAAGUGACUACAGAACACAUUUAAAAUCAUUACAUUUGAUCAAAUGAUUGCAUC